Aphanomyces invadans is the source of this 3119-nucleotide messenger RNA. RefSeq lists its product as hypothetical. Gene Ontology annotation, cellular component: chromatin; transcription regulator complex; nucleus. The transcript has 3 exons. Lineage: Eukaryota; Oomycota; Saprolegniomycetes; Saprolegniales; Verrucalvaceae. Gene Ontology annotation, biological process: negative regulation of G1/S transition of mitotic cell cycle; regulation of transcription by RNA polymerase II; cell differentiation. The record is from RefSeq and is a predicted model, not a curated record. Bases 31 to 2742 code for a protein of 903 amino acids. Gene Ontology annotation, molecular function: RNA polymerase II transcription regulatory region sequence-specific DNA binding.
CUCCAUUCUCGUUGCCAGGGAGGACGCAAGAUGCGCCUGGAAGACUUUCCCGGCAUUGCGUCGAUCUUGACGCGCCUUGAUGCGACGAAUGUGUCGCGCUCGCAGAAGCUGCUAGACAUGAUCAAGUCGUCGCGUUCGAACCACGAACACUUGCAUAUCGUUGCGACCACCAGCACUCUCACUGACAAGCCAACCCAAGCUGGGGCCUCGUCGAGCCAAGACAAUGUUUUCGUCAUGGCGGCUUUGUUUACGAUAUUGAGUUCGAACGAGUUGGAAAGGGACCGCGAUCCAACGAGUGACGUUCAGCAUCCGACCCCUGUCACGUUGCACGAACUGAUGGAAGCAUGCCAUGUGUACUUGAGUCCUUUCCUGUCGAGCUUCACGGAGCUGUUCAACAUGCUCAUCCUGGACUUGAGCCCUGAUCUCCUCCACCGCGCCAACAUCCUCAAGGAGCGUCUUGCCGCCGCCGCCAUUAUUCACUGCAAGUACGAUCAAUUGUGGGAUCGUCACACAAAGUCUACAUCUCCCGAUGAGGCAGCUGGACGUCGUCGCCAAAAUUUGUACGAAGCAGGAUGGUUGAUAUUCGCGAUUGUGCGCAACCGCCUGCAGUUGCAAGUAGACCACCUCGAAGACCUCUACUACCUGCUCGUUCCUGUACUUAACCUGGUGUUGUCUCAGCUGCAUUCCUCCGGAAGCCAAAAGUCUGUCGAAGCAGAAGUUGCUGCAGCGUUGAGCUCCCUUGGCAACCACAGCACGAACACGUCGUCGUCACAGCUCCUAGAAAAGCUCUGCGCGACACCUCCCGUCAAUCGCAGCGAAGUCGAGCGCAUUAUCGCAAAGCUAGACCACGAACUCUUUUCCCUUGAGGAUGAAGGCGUCCUCUCCAGGUCUCCCAAAGGCGACUUUUUUCACCCAACUGUGUUGGCGGAUAAUGUGCAUAACCUGGCCACGCACUACCGUGAGACCUACGUCGUCCACCUCUACGACCUCGACGAGUCGCAUUUUCUUACGCCAUCGCUCAAGUUGUCCCUGCUUGGCCCUCCAGACGAGUCCCCGCCGCUGCCACCAACAAUACCGGCGUUCUACGCCCCCACUUCGUCUGUCGGGAGCUCGUCUAUUGACCAAGCAUGGCAGUGGCAAGGCCAAUCCAAGCCGCAGCCUCGCGCGAUGACGCCGACUCGCGCCAGUCCUCGCAGCUCGGUGGUGGCGCAAACGCCCGUGACAGCCGCCGUCGAGACCAAUAGCUGGGUUCGAUCCGUGCUAACACCGCUUCUCCCGCAUCCGUCGGAGAAAUUGCGCCAAUAUUUCGAGAAUUGCACGUCCAUUCCAGACGUCGCGGCGACCAUUGCGCAGUUGACGCAAGGGUUGCUAGACAAGUUGUCGUUGCGACCUCCUUCGUCGAUGGCGUUGCAUCAGCAACGACUGCUGCAGAUCGGUGGCGGAGCAUCGAGCAGCAACGUUGAAGGGAGUUUGGCCAAGACGAAGCGCAUGGGAUUGGGUUUAUUUUACAAAGUGCUCGAGGCGCUCCUGGACGCCGAAGCGAAGCGAAUCCAGGCUGUGGACUUUUCGCCGUUGCUGAGCAACCCGAGCUUCACGCGCUCGUUGUUUGCGUGCAGCAUGGAAGUCGUGCUCAAAGCACACAGCUUGGUAUCGAUGGCGUUCCCUCAUCUACUGACCACGUGUGACGUGGACGCGUUUGAUUUUGGCAAGAUCAUCGAGAGCUUUGUCAAGCACGCGCCGCAGCUCCCGUCCGAGCUCAAGCGGCACAUGCGCGACUUGGAACAGACCGUGUUGGACUCGCUUGUGUGGGCGUCAUCGUCCGGGCUCCAUCCAUUGCUGGCAAACCCGCAACUCAAGACGGCUGCGAUUCUGCAACUCUUUUUCCGCAAAGUGCUGGCGCUCGCGGCGAACCGCAUCUUCGUGCUGGGCCAGCACCUGCAGCUUGACGCGCCGUACCUAAACCAAGUGUGGACGACCGUCAAAGAGAGCAUCUCUGUGCACCACUCGCGACUGCUGCGCGACCGCCACAUCGACCACAUCAUCUUGUGCGCGUUCUACGGCGUGUGCAAAGUUAACCACGUUGAACCUGAGGUCACAUUCAAGCGCAUCUUGGACGGAUACAAGCGGCUGUUCCCGACCGUGAGCAAGUCAAGCAUCGUGCGUGAGAUCCCGCUCGAGACACCCGCUUCCAAGGGCGACGUGAUCAAGUUUUACAACCGAUGCUUCAUCCCGACGUUGAAGGCGUUUUUGCUCCAGUUCCAGCUACACGACGAGCAAACGGCGGCCGCCGACGACGCCGUCACACCGUUCCUCACGAGCUCGUCGUCCACGAGUUCGAAUCAACCCAUUAUUUCGGACAACGAAGUCAUCGCUGAGGCUGCAACGCUCGCUGUGGAGCGCCUUCGACAGGCGUCCAAGCCCAAGGUGGCCUUGACCGGCUCUUCUACCCUCGGCGAAUCUCCCCUUCUCCCAGACAUUCAAACCCUUCCCAGGCCAUCCCAACGCGCAUCCCCAAAGCGCGUGGGAACAACCAACUUGUACGUAUCCCCUCGGCGACCGACGCGCCAGCCCCGCAUCCCCAUGACCCCUCGCACCCACGCCAUGUAUGCGUUUGGCGAAAGCUCCUCCGUCGAUUUGGACCUCAUCAACCGCGCGAUGAAUCCGAAACGAGAGCGCGUUGGGUCCAUGGACCUGUCCACCGAUGCAGAUGGGCCAAAGAGAAUGCGAGUGACGCUCGAAUAGGCGCGUGCAGUUCCAAUAAUUUAUGCGCAGACCAACGUAUGGCGAUGGAUCUGUGCGUUGAGAAAUGAGUUGGUGAAACGGAAACCUCGCCGCCAAACGAAGGAUGUUCAUCAGCAUGAAAGGCGCCAUGGCAUUCGACCAACUGUAGACAACGACACGAUUGCUGGACCUUGGUGUCGGCCAGAUGCAAGGAGGGCGCGCUUGGCUGCAACCCCUUCACACUGCUACUGGAUGUAUCGGCUCGCCUAAGCACUGCAUUCCUAGCCGACGUCCCCUCGAUUCCUGGCGUGCCCUCCACGAUCCAAGGAUAUGAACAUAUUUUUGUUUUGUCCGGAUGACGAGUUAUCCGGACGACUCAUUCGCGGGAGUCGUCGAAG